Molecule: messenger RNA, 306 nt
Organism: Penicillium daleae
Lineage: Eukaryota; Fungi; Ascomycota; Eurotiomycetes; Eurotiales; Aspergillaceae
Exons: 1
Coding region: 1-306 (101 amino acids)
Source: RefSeq, a predicted model, not a curated record
AUGAUUGUAUGUAAGGGAAUCUGCGGCGCCCAAGAACGUUAUCCAUAUAACAUCGAUUUCACCUGGGAACCCCACCCCUCCUGGCCCAUCUUCCCCCCGACUCCCCACAAAUAUAAGGCCAAGAAGCCCGAGAACCCUACGACGGAUGGAACCAAUAAAGCCAGGCCCAGCGCCAGAAAGCCCACCAAGCCGCUCACCCUGAAGUUCAUCAAGACUCAUGAUGGCGACAAGCGCGAUCGUGAGGAUGAAGAUAGUGAUGGCACCGAGAAUCAUGAAAGUCAGUCCUCCCUGGCAUUUGACAGAUGA